Messenger RNA from Caenorhabditis elegans, 1189 nucleotides. It is a transcript of the gene rsp-8, whose product is annotated as RRM domain-containing protein. The coding region runs from base 14 to 943 and encodes 309 amino acids. The record is from RefSeq and is marked reviewed. NCBI's taxonomy places the organism in Eukaryota, Metazoa, Nematoda, Chromadorea, Rhabditida, Rhabditidae. Gene Ontology annotation, molecular function: nucleic acid binding; RNA binding. The transcript is spliced from 5 exons.
UUUUCCUUCCAAAAUGGGCCAUCGUUCGCGUAGCAAUAGCAGAUCGCAAUCACGUUCUCGAGAGAAUUCUCGUGGACGCUCCAGAUCGGCUUCAAAGUCACCAGUAUAUCAUCGCAGGGAACGCGAGAGCUCCCGUUCCCGUUCUCCACGUGCUCGAUACGGAGGUGGUGGUGGUGGCGGUGGCGGUGGUGGCCGCGGCCGUAACCAACAGUAUGAUCGUGAAAAUCCACAGCCAUCAAAGUGCCUCGGAGUAUUCAAUCUGUCUUCGUACACAACUGAAAAAGACUUGCGCGACGUGUUCGGCGAGUUUGGAGAGAUUAACAAGUGCGAUCUGGUCUACGAUCGUCCAUCGGGAAAUUCACGUGGAUUCGGCUUCAUUUACUUUAAUUUGAUUGAGGAUGCGACAGCGGCGAGGGAUAAGCUGUGCAAUACAGAUUUGGAUGGUCAUAAGAUUCGCGUCGACUUUUCCUUGACAAAACGCGGCCAUUCACCAACUCCUGGGCAAUACAUGGGAGAUCGUCGUGGUGGAGGCAGCAGCGGUGGCGGUCGAUUCGGCGGUGGCGGAGGAGAUCGAUUCAACGAUCGAGGAUCUCGUGGUGGUGAUCGCUAUGGUGGAGAUCGUCGUGGUGGCGGCGGCGGCGGCGGUGGUGAUCGGUACGGUGGAGGUGGUGGAGAUCGUUAUGGAGGUGAUCGAUAUGGUGGUGGUGGUGGACGUAGAGGUUCUCCGGACAGACGUGGCGGAUUCCGUAGUGGAGGCGGCGGUGGUGGAUACAUGAGAAGCGGUGGCGGUGGAGGAGGACCAGAUCGUCGUGAUCAUCGAGACAACGAUCGAAACGGUGGAGGUGGUGGACACCGUCCGUAUGAUCCAUCGUUCAGACGUCGCGUCGAAUCGUACGGAUCUGGAAAUAGCGGUGGUGGCGGCGGACGUCGUGAUAGAUAUUAAAUUCCCACACUUCUUACCUCAUCCCAUCCCGAGAAACAUGCAUCUCCAAAAUAUGCAAAGCAAUCGAUUUUAAUCAUCACCAUCCUUAAUUCUGUUUUAAGAGACCCAAUUUUCCGUUUUCUAUUUUUAUUUUUAUUAUUACCAUGAUUCUCCCCUUAAGACCCUCGUUUUCCAUCUAUUUAUCAAUAUUUGUUUGUUUCUUAUCGCAAUCGCGCGAAACUCUAAAAAAUAAAAGCGAGACGAGCA